CAUAUAAACGCUCUUCCCCAGGCAGAUUUCACUGCGAAGGACUACCGGGCUGUAAGUUUGAUACCCGGGUUGAGGGGCAGUCGAGGGGACGGCUGAGAAGCCUAGGCGGCUGAAGACCCGCGGGAACCCCCCCGACCUCGUUCAGUCCAAAGGCAGUUUUUGGUUCGGCUUAAAGAGAGGCAGGGUCGGGCUUUUCCUCGAAAGCCGCCGCCCUGCACUUGGCUUCCGAGGACAGACAAAGCACAGAAGAACCUGCACGCUGGGGGCGCUGAGGCCGGCCAUGGUCAUGGAAGUGGGCAUCCUGGACGCCGGAGGCCUGCGGACGCUGCUAGGGGAGCGUGCAGCACAGUGCCUGCUGCUAGACUGCCGCUCCUUCUUCGCGUUCAAUGCCGGCCACAUAGCCGGCUCUGUCAACGUGCGCUUCAGCACCAUCGUGCGGCGCCGGGCCAAGGGCGCCAUGGGCCUGGAACACAUAGUGCCCAACGCCGAGCUGCGCGGCCGCCUGCUGGCCGGCGCCUACCAUGCUGUAGUGCUGCUGGACGAGCGCAGUGCCGCCCUGGACGGCGCCAAGCGCGAUGGCACCCUGGCCCUGGCUGCCGGCGCGCUCUGCCGGGAGGCGCGAGCCGCGCAAGUCUUCUUCCUCAAAGGAGGAUAUGAAGCUUUUUCGGCUUCCUGCCCGGAGCUGUGCAGCAAACAGUCGACCCCCAUGGGGCUCAGCCUUCCCCUGAGUACUAGCGUCCCCGACAGCACAGAAUCUGGCUGCAGUUCCUGCAGCACCCCACUCUAUGAUCAGGGUGGCCCAGUGGAGAUCCUGCCCUUUCUGUACUUGGGCAGUGCCUAUCACGCUUCCCGAAAGGACAUGCUGGAUGCUUUGGGCAUCACUGCCUUGAUCAACGUCUCCGCCAAUUGUCCCAACCAUUUUGAGGGUCACUACCAGUAUAAGAGCAUCCCUGUGGAAGACAACCACAAGGCAGACAUCAGCUCAUGGUUCAAUGAAGCAAUCGACUUCAUAGACUCCAUCAAGAAUGCCGGAGGAAGGGUGUUUGUCCACUGCCAGGCAGGCAUCUCCCGAUCAGCCACCAUCUGCCUUGCUUACCUUAUGAGGACUAACCGAGUCAAGCUGGACGAAGCCUUUGAAUUUGUGAAACAGAGGCGAAGCAUCAUCUCCCCCAACUUCAGCUUCAUGGGCCAGCUGCUGCAGUUUGAGUCCCAGGUGCUGGCUCCACACUGUUCAGCAGAGGCUGGGAGCCCUGCUAUGGCUGUGCUUGACCGGGGCACCUCCACCACGACUGUCUUCAACUUCCCUGUCUCCAUCCCUGUUCACCCCACGAACAGUGCCCUGAGCUACCUUCAGAGCCCCAUCACGACCUCUCCCAGCUGCUGAAAGGCCACGGGAGGUGAAGAUUUUCACAUCCCACCAGAACUCCAGGCUCCUUUUUGAGAGGAGAAAUGCAAUAACUCCAGGGUGGGGGCUCACGAGGGCUGGUCCUUAUUUAUUUAAUUCACCCGAGUUCCACUGGGUUCCUAAGCAGCCAUAAUGAUGACAAGGUGUCAAGACAUUUGCUGAACUCAGCACAUUCGGGACCAAUAUAUAGUGGGUACAUCAAGUCCCUCUGACAAAAUGGGGCAGAAGAGAAAGGACUCAGUGUGUGAGCUGGUUUCUUUUUCUUGCCCCCGUUUUUUGUAGAGUCUCUUCAUGCUUGACAUACCUACCAGUAUUACCAUUCCCAACGACACAUAUACUUAUGUGAUGAGUAUAUACCUUAUUUAUUUUUGUGUAGGUGGUCUGCCUUCACAAAUGUCAUUGUCUACUCCUAGAAGAACCAAAUACCUCAACUUUUGUGUUUUGAGUACUGUAAUAUCCUGUAAAUAUAUCCUAAGCAGAUUUGUUGUCAGCACUGAUAGAAAACACCAGUGUUGGGUUUUUUUUAGUUGUCAACAGUUGUAUGUUUGCUGAUUAUUUAUGACCUGAAAUAAUAUAUUUCUUCUUCGAAGAAGACAUUUUGUUACAUAGGGAUGACUUUUUUAUACAAUGGAAUAAAUUAUGGCAUUUCUAUUGAA
Molecule: messenger RNA, 2061 nt
Organism: Otolemur garnettii (small-eared galago)
Lineage: Eukaryota; Metazoa; Chordata; Mammalia; Primates; Galagidae
Gene: DUSP1
Product: dual specificity phosphatase 1
Exons: 4
Coding region: 281-1384 (367 amino acids)
Biological process (GO): negative regulation of p38MAPK cascade; endoderm formation; protein dephosphorylation
Cellular component (GO): cytoplasm; nucleus
Molecular function (GO): protein tyrosine/threonine phosphatase activity; MAP kinase tyrosine/serine/threonine phosphatase activity
Source: RefSeq, a predicted model, not a curated record